Rotaria sp. Silwood2 is the source of this 2232-nucleotide messenger RNA. Lineage: Eukaryota; Metazoa; Rotifera; Eurotatoria; Philodinida; Philodinidae. The record is from the annotation of a GenBank genome assembly.
AUGAAUCCGAUUGAUAAGAAACUGUUUAUAUGUAUUGAUAUCGUUCGUAUACUAUUUGAUUUAGGUUUAAUCUAUGGCGUUAUAUUAGCAAUACAUCAAUCAAAACCAUAUACAAUUGUUCAUAGUGGAAAAUUAAGAACUAAACAUAAUAAUAUAGUUAAAUGGAUUAUAGAACAAGUUCAAAUAUCUUCAAAAGAAAAUUUAAAAGAAAAUAGUGUUAAAAAACAUGAAACGCAUAUUGAUUUGGAAACAAUUAUUGAUCAAAUAUGUGAUUUACUUUUAGAAGAUCUUGUUUUAUCUUGGUAUAAAAAUAUUUCCUAUGAACAAACAACAUUUACUCAAACACUUAAACAAGAAAUUCACCUAAUUGUAUCAAAUAUUAAAACACGUUGUGCUCAGGUUGAUUGGGUUAAAUUCAUAUCAAAUGAUCUUGUUGAACUAUUUGCUGAUCAUUAUCAACAAGUGCGACGAGCAACAUUAUAUCCAGAAGAAUAUCCGUUUCGUUUACAUGCUUAUUUAGAAACCAAUGAAAUUGAAAAUGAUUAUUUAAGAGUAAUGAAUGAAGCAUUAUUACUUCUUCUGUUACCAUCAAGUUAUUCAUCGACAUUAGCUUUAAGGCAUUUAUUACGUGAAAUAUUUGUUUUUAAAAUUUUUAAACCAACAAUAAAUUUAAUAUGUGAACCUGAUUAUUUAAAUGAAAAUAUUUUAUAUCAAAUUGAUCAACUAAAUUCAAAUAAUGAACAAAAAUUACGAAAAUUUACAUUAGCAUCUAAUUAUGAAAAUUUUAUUAAGCUUAUUGAAACAAGUAAUGAUCUUGAUAAACUUGAACAAUUUUGGAAUUAUAUUGUAACAGAAAUUAUGCAAGCAACAGCAAUCAGAAAUUUAUUAAAAGAAGGUGUUAUUUCAAAUGAUAAUCAUCAAGCAAGACUUGGAACUAAAGGUGAAUUGUUAAUGAAGCGUGAUUUACCAAAAUAUCUUAAUCAAUUACGACGAGCAAAAAUAGUUUGUGAAAGACAUAUUACAGCUAAUGGUGGUCGAAGUUAUUUACUUGUUGAUGCAAGUACAAAUAAAAUUAAUUUAGCUAAUCGAAAAAUAUUGUCAUUAAAUAUGAUAUUAAGUUGUAUUACUGGUCGUCAUUAUUUACAUCAAUUUUUAGAAACAUUUGGUACUCAUACAUUAGUUAAAUUUUGGUAUGAUGUUUGGAAAUUACGUUCUGCUCCAUCUCAUGAACGACAUCGUGUAGCAACAAAUAUUUAUAAAACAUAUAUAACACUUUUUGGUAGUGCUGUUCGUGAUGAAAUUGAUAAUGCAACGGCUGAACCAGAUGCAUUUUAUCAUGGUCAAGCUAUUGUUUAUCGUGUAUUACAACGUGAUUAUUAUGUAUCAUUUCUUGUAUCUAAACAAUAUGAUGCAUUUUGUCGAACGUUCGAUCCAGCUGAUCUAAAAAAUUUUGAUUUAAAAGAACAAUUACUUGGUUGGUCAACACCAAUUUCAGCGGAUGAAAAUGAUGAUCAUACAGAUGAUAAUCGUAUAUUACAACAAUCUGAAUUAACAACUGAAGAACCAUCUGAAAGUGUACCAAAACGUUUAGCUGAUUUACGAAAUCAACUAUCGAAUAAACAAUAUGCAUUAACAGCUGCAAAAGAAGCAUCGACAUUUGAUACAACAGUUUUAGCGUCACUUGAACGUGAUUGUAUUGAUUUACAUCAAGAAAUAAGUACACUUGAAUGUUUAUUAGAAAAUGUUGAUUUAUGGUGGUCCUAUAUGGGUCAAUGGCAAGCUCAAAUACUUUCGGAUAUGAUUGGAAAUGGUCGAUCAUCUCUAGCUGUACUUAUUCGAAGUCCAAACAGUGAACAGGAUCAAGUUGGUUGGGUUAUAACACGAACAUUAUAUGCUUGGCAACAUUUUUAUUUUCGAUUAAAAGAACUAGAACCAUCAUUACCAACAAUUGAUUUAUUUCGUGUACGUCAUCGUCAUUUUAACCAAUUACAAUUUGACGAAUAUGCCUCUAAACUAUUAUUAAAUCAACUUGAAAUAUUUCUACAAACAAUUCUUCAUGAUGAACAUAUGUCAUCAUUUGAACUAGUUUAUCAAUUUUUGAAUCCAUCUAUUAUUGAUAAUGAUAAACAAUUAUCAAAUUUAGUUAAUGUUAAAAAGAAACAAACGAAUUCACAUGAAAAUUUAUUGACUUAUCUUAAUUUAAUAAAUGAUUGUGAUGGAAAUCCAUUCUGA